Molecule: messenger RNA, 1424 nt
Organism: Myxozyma melibiosi
Lineage: Eukaryota; Fungi; Ascomycota; Lipomycetes; Lipomycetales; Lipomycetaceae
Product: Serine/threonine-protein kinase SSN3
Exons: 6
Coding region: 144-1376 (410 amino acids)
Biological process (GO): protein phosphorylation
Cellular component (GO): mediator complex; nucleus
Molecular function (GO): ATP binding; cyclin-dependent protein serine/threonine kinase activity
Source: RefSeq, a predicted model, not a curated record
GCCAUCACCACUCACUGCCACAACCGAGAGAACUCCUGUGACGAGCUGGUGGAUUGAGUGCAGAUGGCAUCAUAACCUAUCUAGUUCAAAGUACAUACAAACGCAGAAAGACAGAAAGACGGGAGGAUAGUAUAUCACCCACCAUGUCGCUGUCGGCGAGGUCCCCUCUGGGCUCUUACAAAAUCAGACGAGAUGGCACGCGCAAAAAAGUCCUGGACCGGUAUGAGAUUCUGGGAUACAUAGCAGCGGGAACUUAUGGCCGAGUCUACAAGGCGAGAGCAAAAUACGGCGACACCACGCGCGAAUUUGCCAUCAAAAAAUUCAAGGCCGAUAAAGAAGGCGAGGUGGCGCAUUACACCGGCAUCUCGCAGUCUGCCUGUCGCGAGAUCGCUCUCUGCCGCGAACUGCGACAUGUCAACAUCACGACGUUGGUGGAAAUUAUAUUAGAAGAUAAAUGCAUUUACAUGGUUUUUGAAUUUGCUGAGCAUGAUUUACUUCAACUCAUUCACUUCCAUUCACAUCCCGACCGCCGGCCAAUCCCAGACUCGACCCUCAAAUCGAUUCUCUGGCAACUUCUCAACGGCGUCUCCUAUCUCCAUCAAAACUGGGUUCUCCACCGCGACCUCAAGCCCGCAAACAUCAUGGUCUCCGCCGACGGCGUCGUCAAGAUCGGCGAUCUCGGUCUCGCGCGCCUGUUUUACAAACCUCUGCAGCCACUCUUCACGGGCGACAAGGUCGUUGUCACGAUCUGGUAUCGUGCGCCGGAGUUACUGCUCGGGUCAAGGCACUAUACUCCGGCAGUUGAUAUCUGGGCUGUGGGGUGUAUUUUCGCCGAGUUGCUUGCGCUCAGACCGAUUUUUAAAGGCGAGGAAGCGAAAAUGGAUAGCAAGAAAACUGUCCCGUUCCAGCGAAACCAGAUGCAAAAGAUUAUAGAGAUUCUAGGAACUCCUACAAAGGAAUCCUGGCCAGCGUUGCCUCAGUACCCAGAAUACCACGCACUGGCAUCGUUCAAACCCUACCAGAACGUCCUCGAGACAUGGUACAACACCGUCCCUGCCGCGACACACGGAAGCCAGUCAUCUUCACAAUCCCAGCAGCCGGCCGCUAGCCAGCGAGGCUUUCAGCUCUUGCAGGGUCUGCUGGAGUAUAACCCGCUCAAACGAUUCACGGCCGAGCAAGCCAUGCAGCACCCGUACUUCAGCGAGCUGCCGAAACCUACAGCAAACAUCUUCGAAUCAGUCAACUUGGAAUAUCCGCACCGCCGAAUCUCAAACGAAGACAACGACAUCAAGACCGUGAGUCUACCAGGCACGAAACGAAGCGGCUUACCCGACGACUCACUGCCGUCGCGAAAAAGACUGAGGAACGACAACUAACAAUAGACCAACUACGUAUCAUAUCUCUCAAUAAUAUCAUCAUAAAAC